This is a messenger RNA of Drosophila persimilis, 4783 nucleotides long. It is a transcript of the gene scny, whose product is annotated as ubiquitin carboxyl-terminal hydrolase 36. Gene Ontology annotation, biological process: regulation of apoptotic process; protein deubiquitination. The record is from RefSeq and is a predicted model, not a curated record. Gene Ontology annotation, cellular component: cytosol; nucleus. The transcript has 4 exons. Gene Ontology annotation, molecular function: cysteine-type endopeptidase activity; cysteine-type deubiquitinase activity. The coding region runs from base 553 to 3873 and encodes 1106 amino acids. Lineage: Eukaryota; Metazoa; Arthropoda; Insecta; Diptera; Drosophilidae.
CUUUUCGUUUCAAAAUGUGCUCGAACUAUUGUUGAAAAUUUUGCGAUUCAAUUGAAAAUGUUAAGCCGAAACGCGUUUUCUUCAAAUUUCGACUAAAUCGAAGUGUAUAUUCUUUUUAGAGCCAUAAAAAGGGUUUCGGAGUGUGUGUGUGCGUGUGUCGGUCGUCCGCAGUCGGUGAGAAGCAAGGCAAAGAGAGAACCAGAAAAGUGGUAGCGAUUGUAGCAGCAGCGCGGCAACGAACCGUCGGUGAAGGACGUGUCGCGGUCGGAGACGAGACAGGGGGCUGGACUAUCGUGGGCGGAGGAUCUGCAAGGAUCACAAAUGUGCCGCAGCUAACCGAAGCCGCCGACAGCAGCAGCAGCACGAGAGGCAGCAGCCAUAGAAAAGGCGGAUGCUGUUCAUUUCCCACCUCCCCACCGGCGCCCCCAUUAUUCUCAGCCUUGUUCUUGGUUAUCACCCGUAACCGCAGCGACUUUGAGUUAUCCCAGGAAGCGAUAGCAGAUAUUUUUCAAAAUUCCUCCACAAACACCCACGAGCAGCAGGAGCAUCGCCAUGCCCGUUUCGAUGGCUGUAUGCGAAACGGCGAAUGUCGUCAACGCUGCGCUCCGCGAAUCGCUUGGCGUCGGGAACGGCAGCAGGGCUGCUGACGAGGCCAAAAAAACCGGCGGAGGCGGCGGCGACGACUCUGACUCUGAAAUGCAUAAUCAAAUUGCUGUCAGUGCGUAUGCAAAGCGGAUUCUAAUGUCCAAAAUCGAGUACGAGGAGGUCCCCAACUACCACGACUCGGUGCUGGAGCAGUUGAAGAACAAGUACAUAGUCAUCAAGCAACCCAGCAACAACAACAACAACAGCAGCAGCUGCAACGGGAGCAACUUUGGCAACAGCAAAGUUGUGGGAGCAAAUGGACACGACAAUGGGAAUAAUGGCCAUCGCAAGCUGUCCCAGUCAGAGUCCACCCAAUCGGGUCCCAGUCCCAACGAGCUGCCAAAACCAAAGCGCGUCCUCUAUCCCCGAGAGAACAUCAGGAUCGGGUGGAAGCAAUCGGAGCGCAAGUGGCAGGUCGGCACGGGCAUGAUAAAUGUGGGCAACACCUGCUACCUUAACUCAACGCUGCAGGCCCUCUUCCACAUACCCGCAUUGGCCAACUGGCUCGUCUCGGAGCAGACGCAUCUGGAGAACUGCAACAUAACCGAGUCCAAUGGCGGUUGCAUCAUCUGCGCCAUGGCCAAGACACUACAGUCGACGCAGUCCUGCCAGUCGGCCAUGCGUCCGUUCCACAUCUACUCGAAGCUGAAGCAGAUCUGCAAGCACAUGGUGGUGGGACGGCAGGAGGAUGCACACGAGUUCCUGCGCUUCCUGGUGGAGGCCAUGGAGAAGGCGUACUUGAUGCGUUUCCGCAACUUCAAGGAGCUAGAUCAGCUGGUGAAGGAGACGACGCCACUGAAUCAGAUAUUCGGUGGCUACCUGCGCAGCGAGGUGCGUUGCCUCAGCUGCAGCCACGUCUCAAUCACCUUCCAGCACUUCCAGGACCUUCUGCUCGAUAUACGCAAGUCGGACACGCUCGAGGAGGCGUUCGACGGUUACUUCUCGAGGGAGCGACUCGAAGACAUGGGAUACAAGUGUGAGGGCUGCAAAAAGAAGGUCUCGGCCACCAAACAGUUCAGCCUGGAGCGGGCCCCAAUCACGCUGUGCAUCCAGCUGAAGCGCUUCUCGAUGAUCGGCAACAAGCUGACCAAGACGAUCAGCUUCAAGCCACGCAUUGACCUGAGUAGGUUUGCUGCCCGCUCGCCGGCGGCUGCCGCCCAGCCGCUCACCUACCGCCUCGUCUCCAUGGUCACACACCUGGGAGUCUCUCAGCACUGCGGCCACUAUACGGCCAUCGGUAUGACCGAGUCGGGCAGCUACUACAACUUUGAUGACAGCUACGUGCGCCCCAUUGCCAUGCAGAGUGUGUGCAACACCAACGCCUACAUCAUGUUCUACGAGCUGGAUCUGUCACAGACCACUCCGCUCAAGAGCAAUGGCUUGCGUCUGACCAAUGGCCACAGUCCAGUGGCUGUCCCAGCCACAGUCUCCUCCUCCUCACCCACGCAUACACGUUUCAUUGGACCCCAGCUGCCGCCAGGCGGUAUCAAUGGAUAUAGCAAUGGCCAUGCCACUGGUAGUUCCAAUGCCCAGAAGACUGCCAUUCAGUUCAAGCAGCAGCAUCAGCAGCAGCAGCACCCACAACAGAACGGUCUCCAAGUGGGGACCGGAAAGUUUCAGGAGCCUCCGCACGCGAAGUCUCCACUGGCUGGCGCAUACAAUAAAGGCGAAGCUUUUCCAGCUACAACUGCAAAUGGUAACAAAAGUUCCUCCUCCUCAGCCAGCAACAGCAACCACAACAAAUCGGUGAACCAACUACAGCACCAGCACCAGCAACAUUAUCUGCCAAUAUCCUCCGAGGAUGAGGACAGUGAAGACGGAGCGACGGCAACAGCAACAGCAACGGCCAGGCCGACGGCACAGCUGCCCAGCAUGCCCAAGAUGACGGAGGACAGCAGCGACAAGCCAAAGACUCCGUUAAAGAGCUCAGUCAAGACCAAUCUCGUUAAGAGUCUACUCAAGACGCCACUCAAGAGCCUGGUGCCGUACGAGUCGGCCUCCGAGGAGGAUGAGCCACUGCCGAAUCCACGAAAACGACGCAGCGAUUCGGAUUCAAGCGACUCGGGCGACUCGGACCCCCAGCCGGGUCAUGUCAAUGGUCACACCAAGACCAACGGAGGUAGCCUUACCAAUGGGAAUGGCUUGGGCAAAGCCAAGACUAUUUUGGCGACAUCCUCCUCCUCGUCAUUGGCGUCCGCCUCUGCGUCCGCCGCAUCGUUGGUAAACAUUAACAACAACAACAGCAACAACAGCAGCAAACAAAAGACUGAUGCCAUAGACGAGAUAUUCAAGAGCCUCAACAACUAUCAAGCCAAACACAAGCCACCACCACCGCCAGCCAUCGACGACAGCGAUGAUGAAGAUGCAGAUGAGGAAGAGGAGAAUAGCAAGCUGACCAACGGCUGGCAGCCACAGAAACAGUCACAAUCGCUGACACAAAGCAAAACCCCGCCUUCUCCCAAGACACCACCCUCGCCGGCCGUUAUUAAAUCUAAGACGGGCAUCUGGAAAGUCACCCGCAACGAUGACAAUGAAGAUGAAGAUGAUGACGACGAUGAAGAUGAGGAGGAGCAGCACCAGGUGAUGUCAACGCCAUCUAAAAACCCUCGUAAUCCCUUUGCCAAGUCCUCAACAACACCUGGCGCCAAACGGCAGAAGCUGCUCAAUGGCAUCGCCGUCAAGUCACAGCAACAGCCACGCGUGGGUAAUGGCUACCAGAGCGAGGCCUCAACCAAUGGGAAUGUCGUGAACGAAUUGCUGAAGCAGACGCAUCGCGGCUACGGCUCCGCCUCGGUCCUUAGUUGGAGCGGAAAGCCAGCGGAACUGGAGAAGGAGCUGGUGGCGGAGGCUCGUGAGCAGCGACAGCACGACCACGACGAUGAGGAGGAGAACGAAAUGGAUCGCGGACGGCAGCGCAAAGUGAAAUCCGCAACGGCAAAGGCCUACAACAGCAGCACGCCCGGCUAUAAUCCAUUCCAGGAGUACGAGAGCCAAAAGCGCUGGCACAAGUCCAGCAACGGCGGUGGCAGCUUCCCGCGUUACCACAAUCAGAACUUUCGUCAGAAUUUCCAGCAGCGCAACAAGUUCAAAUACAAUCGGUUCGGUGGACCCGGUGGCGCCAAGUUCCAGCAGCAGCGGGCCCUGCAGCGUCAUCUGGCUUCCGGUGGCGUCUUUAACCGUCGGCAGCCGACGGGACAGCAACAGCAGCAGCAGUCACAGCAGUCCUAAUCCUAACUGCCACUUGUGGCCGAUGUGGACGCGGAUGCUGCUGCAGCUCCUGCUGCUGCGGCUGCUGGUGCCUGUGCAUUUGUUAUUGGAUUUCGAUUGCUAGUUCGGAUGAGUUUUUAUUUUAUUUUUUUUUUAACUGCUGAUUGAACAUGUUUUAGAGUACGACUUGUAAGCUAUAAGCUAGAGCAUAAUUGUUGCGCCGUCUACACCCCUACCCCCCUAGAGUGCGCCCCAAACCCUACCCAUUAAGCGAAUGAUUAAGUUUUAAGAGAAAAGAAAGAAAGAAAAAGAAAUACGAGAUCCCCGUGUAUGGCAUUUUAUAUAUAUAUAUUUAUUGUGUUCUAAAAGAUUACGUUCGGCAUAUGCAGCGUCUAAGAAAUUUAUCGCAAAACAUUUUUAAAAAAAAUGGCCGGCCCUUAAUCUUUGCAAAAAAAACCAACAAACCAACAAAAAACCACUUAAAUACUAUAUAAAUGAGCUGCAAAUGAUGGAAAAUAAAGCAACCCAAUUACCUUUAAGAGACUAAAAACAACCCAAUUUGUACAUAUAUAACAUACAAUGAGAGUUUAGAUUAAAACCACAGAGAAACUUGAGUAUAAUUUAAAUGGCGCGCCCUUUUAUUUAUCGAGAGAGAGAGAGAGAAAGAGAGCAGAACAAGCACACUAGGAACGAUAUCCUGAUGAGCAUAGAUGGCGCCGCGCCCCCACUGUUAAUAAACCCCCAAAUAAUACGCAUGUUGGAUAUAAUUUAUAUAUAUACUAUAAUACAAGUAUGAAUAUACCUAUGAACAAAAGUGUGCGACCGGAGACGGAGCCGGUGACGGUGACGGCGUAUUAGCAAAAUUAUUUUAGAAAUUAAACAGUUUAUUUCAUCAACUAGUGUGUAAUAGUAAAUAAACCGUAAAACCAAA